Molecule: messenger RNA, 1341 nt
Organism: Miscanthus lutarioriparius
Lineage: Eukaryota; Viridiplantae; Streptophyta; Magnoliopsida; Poales; Poaceae
Source: the annotation of a GenBank genome assembly
AUGAGGCGGUGGGUCUUGGCCAUCGCCAUUCUUGCUGCUGCUUCUUCUGGCGGCGGCGCUCUUCUUUGGGGGCUGAGGCCCAGGCGGUCCAGCAGGGCCACCAGACAGAGAGGAUCUCAGCAUGGUUCUAAGACCAAGUAUAUUCUUUUCCCUACCUUUGUGCAAAGCCGUAAUGCUGUGGCCAAUAAAAAUGCAGGAAGUGCUGGUGACGUGUUAGAAGAUAACCCUGUUGGGAGGCUCAAGGUUUACGUCUAUGAUCUCCCCAGUAAAUACAACAAGAAGCUGCUGAAGAAGGAUCCUAGGUGCCUGAACCACAUGUUUGCCGCAGAGAUCUUCAUGCACCGGUUCCUGUUGUCAAGCGCUGUCCGGACUUUUAAUCCUGAGGAAGCAGAUUGGUUCUACACGCCCGUAUACACCACAUGUGAUCUGACUCCUUCGGGUCUUCCCCUUCCCUUCAAAUCUCCUCGCAUGAUGCGCAGCGCAAUUGAGCUGAUUGCCACGAACUGGCCUUACUGGAACAGAUCAGAGGGUGCAGAUCAUUUCUUUGUCACACCACAUGACUUUGGUGCUUGCUUCCAUUAUCAGGAAGAGAAAGCAAUUGGACGGGGAAUCCUUCCCUUGCUUCAGCGUGCUACACUGGUUCAGACCUUUGGACAGAAGAACCAUGUCUGCCUGAAGGAUGGGUCCAUCACAAUCCCACCAUUUGCACCUCCCCAGAAAAUGCAGGCUCACCUUAUCCCCGCAGACACCCCUCGGUCCAUCUUCGUGUACUUCCGUGGUCUGUUCUAUGACACCAGCAAUGAUCCUGAGGGUGGUUACUAUGCGAGAGGUGCUCGUGCAUCAGUCUGGGAGAACUUCAAGAACAACCCGCUCUUUGACAUCUCAACUGAUCACCCACCGACUUACUACGAAGACAUGCAGCGUUCGGUGUUCUGCUUGUGCCCAUUGGGCUGGGCUCCGUGGAGUCCCAGGCUGGUGGAAGCCGUGGUUUUCGGCUGCAUCCCGGUGAUCAUCGCUGACGACAUUGUCCUGCCAUUUGCGGACGCCAUCCCGUGGGAGGAGAUCGGUGUGUUUGUCGCCGAGGAGGAUGUCCCGAAGCUGGACAGCAUCCUGACGUCCAUCCCAACAGAUGUUAUACUGAGGAAGCAACGUCUCCUUGCGAACCCGUCGAUGAAGCAGGCCAUGCUGUUCCCCCAGCCUGCUCAGGCGGGAGAUGCGUUCCACCAGAUCCUGAAUGGGCUCGCGCGUAAGCUCCCGCACGGUGACAGCGUCUUCUUGAAGCCCGGGGAGAGGGUCCUGAACUGGACCGCAGGACCGCCAGGCGACCUGAAGCCUUGGUAG